UGGGCGGGAGCAACUGGAGUCGGACUCAGGCAGCUCUUCAGCCGCCGCGUCCCGCCCGCCGGGUCCAGGUCCCUCUCUUUCUCUUCAUUGUCCCUGGCCAGGCCAGAGCUCCCGGACGUUCCCCGUGUGGCCGCGAGAAACUUCCUACACUCCUGUGAUGAGCCUGGUGCAGUGGUGAAUCACUUCCCCCUGUUGUCCACGUCUGAGUGAAUCUUCCCAAGAGUCCGAGGGAUAAUGAUGAUGCUUGAACUGAACAACUAAGAGUUGUGAAGUCAGAGAUCUUCAGAUUAAUAAUGGCAGGAAAAUCAUCACUUUUUAAAGUAAUUCUCCUUGGAGAUGGUGGAGUUGGGAAGAGUUCUCUUAUGAACAGAUAUGUGACUAAUAAGUUUGAUAUCCAGCUCUUCCAUACAAUAGGUGUGGAAUUUUUAAACAAAGAUUUAGAGGUAGAUGGACAUUUAGUUACUAUGCAGAUUUGGGACACGGCCGGUCAAGAGAGAUUCAGAAGUCUGAGGACGCCCUUUUACAGAGGUUCUGACUGUUGCCUGCUCACUUUUAGUGUUGAUGAUUCUCAAAGCUUCCAGAACUUGAAUAACUGGAAGAAAGAAUUCAUAUAUUAUGCAGAUGUGAAAGAGCCUGAAAGUUUUCCUUUUGUGAUUUUGGGUAAUAAGAUUGACAUAAGUGAACGGCAGGUGUCUACAGAAGAAGCCCAAGCCUGGUGCAGGGACAACGGCGACUACCCUUACUUUGAAACAAGUGCAAAAGAUGCCACGAAUGUUGCAGCGGCCUUUGAAGAAGCAGUUCGAAGAGUGCUUGCCACCGAGGAUAGGUCGGAUCACUUGAUUCAGACAGACACCGUUAGUCUGCACCGAAAACCCAAGUCUAGCUCCUCUUGCUGUUGAUCCUGAGAGAGGUUGCCCAAGCAUUCUAAUCAGCUCACACGUACACAUGAAUAAACACGGGGGAGAGGAGAAUUAGGGUUUGAAGCAAUAGAUCAUGUACUCAUAAAAUUAAACUAACCAUAUUGCUGCUUCCUUCAUAAGUGGGUGGGAAAAGGGACACAUUCACCGAAAAAUCUAUUUACUCAAUAAUGGCACCUUACAUUUAUAAAUUGUAACGGUUGUCUAAUAACAUUUAAUUUAAAUGUGUAAGUUACAGAGCUAAUGAGAUGAUCAAGACUUUAAAUUGUGAUUAAAACAAAACACUUGAGUAUUCUAGAAAACAUUGUUCUUUUCCUGGGAAAAUGGAGAACUACUUUUUAUAUGUCUGUAUUUUUAUGUAAUUAGCAUAUAUUCCUGGUUCAGGGGAAAAUUUUCCUAAAGCAAUAAUGUUAGAUAUUAAAGAUUAAAAUUGAAUGCAUUUAUUUGCGCUGCAGUGAUUUGAUUACUUCCUCAUUCUCUUUAAAAUUAUUUGUUCACAUUUUCAUUCUACAUAUCAGAAUUGAUCUCACCAGUAAUCGCUCGUCAUUUAUGUGCCACACGUUUGCCACGCCCAACCCCAGAAGCCAACUUUAUCAUAGAGGAAAUGCGAAGAAAGAUUGUACUUUGUGUGAGGUGGCUUGUGGGACAGUGAAAUGUUAAGUAGAAAAAUGGACCUGUGGAUUCUGAGAAGUCACCACUGUGGACUGCCAACCAGGAAGUGCUAUUGUGACUGAAGAAAAAGAUCACAGGCGCUGCGGUUCUAAAUCUACUAAAUCUUGACAGUGACAUUUGUUUCUGGAUUUUUCAUCAAGAUCAAGCUAUCUGAAUGAGGAAAGUCAAAAGCUUCUCUUAUUUUUAAAGUAUCAAGAAAUGCGGUGGCACCAUUCUCCUUGGAGGAAAACAGGAAAAAAUACCUAAGAGGUUGUGGAUAAAGGACAGCAACUUAGGUAAGCUGGGGCUGAACAGGUGGUGAAGGAGACCUACAGAGAGGUGUCGUUGGCACAAGCCUCGAGGUGGGAGUGAGGGGGAGGCUUCCUGCAGUAACCCUUGGUGAGCAGUGAGGACAGGCAAGGAGGUGGUACUCCUAAAGGGUUGGCAUAUGCCUCUUUCAGGUGUAAGGAGUUUACAUGGCAGGGGACCUAGGAGUGG
Molecule: messenger RNA, 2066 nt
Organism: Molossus molossus (Pallas's mastiff bat)
Lineage: Eukaryota; Metazoa; Chordata; Mammalia; Chiroptera; Molossidae
Gene: RAB9A
Product: RAB9A, member RAS oncogene family
Exons: 8
Coding region: 294-899 (201 amino acids)
Biological process (GO): retrograde transport, endosome to Golgi; Rab protein signal transduction
Cellular component (GO): lysosome; late endosome; phagocytic vesicle
Molecular function (GO): GTP binding; GTPase activity
Source: RefSeq, a predicted model, not a curated record